This is a messenger RNA of Pipistrellus kuhlii (Kuhl's pipistrelle), 2335 nucleotides long. It is a transcript of the gene IL15RA, whose product is annotated as interleukin 15 receptor subunit alpha. Gene Ontology annotation, molecular function: interleukin-15 receptor activity. The record is from RefSeq and is a predicted model, not a curated record. The coding region runs from base 274 to 1116 and encodes 280 amino acids. NCBI's taxonomy places the organism in Eukaryota, Metazoa, Chordata, Mammalia, Chiroptera, Vespertilionidae. Gene Ontology annotation, cellular component: plasma membrane. Gene Ontology annotation, biological process: interleukin-15-mediated signaling pathway. The transcript is spliced from 7 exons.
AGAAGCGGGGACAGGGGUCCGGUCCUCCGCAGGGGACUGUCCGGGGCUGCCGGGACCCCUGCGGCCGCCCGGCGGCUCCCCGCGGAGCGGUGGGGACGCUGAGUCACACAGCUGUCACGCCCCUCACCUCUCACCAGCCCUCCGGGGUCUAAAGUAAAAGCGAAAGCGAAUGAGACUCGCGGGGCAGCCGGUCCAGAGAGCCGUGCCCGUCGCCUCCUCCCGGACCCCUGGGCACCUGGAGGCGCCGGCGGGGGCGCGGGCGGGGGUGAGGCCAUGGCCCGCCCGCCGCUGCGGGGCCGCUGGGCCGGCGACCUCCCGGCGCUGCUGCUGCUGCUGCUGCUCCGGCCGCCGCGGACGCGGGGUACCACAUGCGCUACUCCAACAUCUAUUGAACACGCAAACAUCCAAGUCAAGAGUUAUAACGAGAACUCCAGAGAGCGUUAUAUUUGUAACUCUGGUUUCAAGCGUAAAGCUGGAACGUCCAGCCUAACUAAGUGUCUUCAUAACAAGGACACAAAUAUUACCCAGUGGACAAUUCCCUCUCUCAAAUGCAUCAUUCUGAAGCCACCCAAGUUCCACCCGCAGGAUCAUAAAUUCCAUGUGGUUGUCCUCUCUCUAGGAGACCCCUCCCUGACUCACCAAAGGCCAUCCUCCACAGUAGCGCCAGCAAGGGUGACCCCAGAGCCAGAGAGUCCUUACCCUCCUGGAAAAGAACCAGCUUUCAUGUCCAAGCCAGACACCAUAGUGGCCACAAAGCCAGCCGUGGUACCGGGCUCCAGGCUGAUGCCAUCCAAACCUCCUGCAGGAACCACCGGGGUAGUCAGGAAUGAGCCCUCCCAAGCCCCACCUCCCACAACUGCAAAGGCCUUGGAACACACUCCUUCCACCUCCCUCGAGAAGCUAGGUACACAUUCAUCCAAUUCCACAGUUGUCACUGUGGCAACACUCUCAUCUGUUACUGUGCUUUGUGGAGCAUUACUUCUGGUAUGUUAUUGUAAAAGAUCAAGGCAAACUUCCCAGACACCCCGUGAUCAAAUGGAAAAUAUGGAAGAUAUCCCAAUGACUGGGAGAACCAAUGGCCGAGAGGAGGAUACAGAAAGCAGCCACACAAUCUAGGAAACUCCAAGGAAAAGCCAGGCCAGCAAGGGCUACAGCGAAGGCACCAACUCUGCUCUGGCCAGAGGGGACCUAGAAAAGACUCAAGGAGUCCGGGGCCAGGGAGAAGCCACCAAGAUGUGCCCACCCGCAGCACUGUCUGCAGGAGUAGGCGCUCUAGGCUUAGGAUGGAAGCUUGAUGCCUGCCCUGCCUCAGAUAUGGGGCCAAGUUCCCAAAGUCCCAGGCAUUGAAGGCCUCAGGUCUUCCUAACAGGGCUUUUAUUUUAUUAUGAUAUUUAUUCAGGAUAACUUAUCAGCUUGACUCUCUUCCAUCCCUCCUCCUGACUGGCAGUUUACAAAGAAAAAUAUAUCUGAGGCUCUAAGUGAAUUCAGGAGGCUCCUCCUGGCUUGAGAGGUGUCUAUAAGGAUGACAUUAGCUUUUGAGCUCCUAAAACUCUCUCCAGUUAGGUGCUCUGCUUGCACUGAAAGGGAGCAAAGAGAUAUUGUACCCAGUGAAUUCUCUUAAUUUAAGGAUUCAGAAAGAAAACUGAACUCAGUGACAUUUUCCAUAUACACAUUUAUAUUUAUACAUCGUUUAUUAUCCUAUAUAAUAAAAGCCCAGCGAUCGAAUGGCAGAACAACCAGUUGACCAGUCACUAUGAUGUGCACUGACCAGGGGGCAGACGCUCAAUGCAGGAGUGGGAGCACUGCUAAGUCUGACCAGGAUGAGCGGCUGCUCCCACUGCAAACUCUGGGCCAAUGGGCAGGAACCCAGGUUGCGAUUGUCCCCUCCUUACCCCAGGCUCCUCCUCCUUGCUCCCUUUCACCUCCUCGGACACCUGCAGGCUGCACAGCGUCUCCAUCUCCACCACCUCCAUGGCCUAGGCUCACAGAGCUGGACCCCUGAGGCUGGGAGGCGGGUUUCUGGCUGCCAUGGGAAUGAGGCCUACUCUACCGCUGUUGUCCUUGGGCCUGGCUCUGACCAGGUCCUCUGGAGAGGCUAGUGAUCUGGUGCCACAAAAGAUGCCAGACCAGGGAGCAGCCGCUCAGAGGGCCGGUCCACAGCCACUCAGCUGACCUGGAUGAGCGGCGCUCCCAUAGCAAGUCGAUCCCCACGAGCCAUGCCCCCCACCAGUACACGAAUCCCAUGCACCAGGCCUCUGGAAUCUACACAUUAUGACUUCAUUUUGAAAUUGUAUUCUAUGUAAACAAAAUAAAAUGUCUAUUUUCAAUUUAAAAA